AUGAACAAGUAAUUUGAGUAACAAAGAGUAGCAUCUGUUGUAAAAAGGAAUUUACAAAAGUUUAAAAUACUAGUAGGUGAUAAAGAAAAGAAAUUUAAUGAUCUCUUGACUCCAUUCACCAAACUUGAUACCUUUAUUGAUGCCAAAUCUAUACUCAAAUCAAUAGUAAAGCCAUCUAAUAAAAUAUUGGAUCCUUUAACAACUUGUGAAAUUCAAAAGUAAUAAUAUUAGAGAAGCACAUUUGUUAAUGGAGAUUACAACUCGGAUAAUUUUUAUGAAGAUGUAGAUUAAUUGAUCAAUCACUUAGAAAAAGAAUAAUCAGAAAUGAUAACAGUCGGAACCAAGAAAAUAAGUAAAAGUGAAAUACUCGAAUUCAAAUCAAAACAUCCAAAUUACGAAUUAGUUAGUAAACAAUUUGCUGAGAAAUCCAAGAGAAUGAUUGCAAAUUUGAAUAGGCAAUCUACGAGAAUAUUUAAUAAGAAAUACUCAUUGAUUCAUCUUUCUCCUAGAUAAUCAAUUAGUAAUCAAUAUAUAGCCUUAGGUUCAGAGAGAGAUCCAUCAUCAUCGAAAUAUUCUCAUUCUAAAUUGCUCUAGGGAUUAGAAUUAAAGGCAUAAAAGUCUCAAUUUAAAAUAAAAACAGAACCAACAUCUCAAAGAAACUAUAAUUAAAAAAUUCAAUAACUAAUUAAUGACAUUGAAGGAGUGCAUAAAUAGAUGAUAGAUGAAACAGAUUAAUUAUAAAAAAAAACCAGUAGGUUUAUCUUAAACUAAUCUAAAAGUAAUUCUAAAAUCCCUUAAUUCGACUAUCUUGCUACUGAUACAAAUUUUGCAUUUACAAAAAUAAAGAAAAGAAUAAUUUGA
Paramecium octaurelia is the source of this 861-nucleotide messenger RNA. Lineage: Eukaryota; Ciliophora; Oligohymenophorea; Peniculida; Parameciidae. The record is from the annotation of a GenBank genome assembly.